UUCAACUGAACAAGAUGAUUAACUGCCAGUACAUAGAGAAACGCUUUGUUAAACAGAUUGAAAAUAUUCGAUAAGAUAUACUGCAUUGAUGGCAGUUUCAGUGCCGAGUCAUCAUGAGGGAGAUGGAAUGUAUUGACACAAAUGCAAGGCAAUGUGGUUCUAUUUGUACACGUGGCUAUACCGACAAGGUCCCGCCUUCGCUUUAUUUUAUCACUGUGGGGUGUCAUUACGGUUUAUUAGGUGUCCAUAUCUGCCCAUCAAAAUCAAAAGGUUCGUUCGAGUGACUCUGAAACUUCUUCAUAUUACGCCGAUUGGUAUCUUCAAAUCUUCUUCUUGGAGGUGUUCCUUUUUUUCCGCAGAAUCAUGGACAGUAAGGUGUUUUCUCGGCGGAGUUUUGUGGAUGAUGAUGCCCUCCCAAGUUUGUUGGGCUCCUCAAGCUGGUGGGAUGAAAUCGAUGAGUCCCAGGAAUGGCAGGACAUUAUUUUCUAUGCCCUCACUGCUGCCUAUUCACUCGUUGCGCUCGUUGCCCUGGUGCAAUUGGUACGCAUUCAAUUGCGUGUGCCAGAGUAUGGGUGGACAACACAAAAGAUAUUUCAUCUAAUGAACUUUAUUGUGAAUGGAGUGCGUGCAAUUCUCUUUGGAUUUCAUAGAGAUAUAUUUCUUUUCAAGCCAAAGGUUUUAACAGAAGUGCUGUUAGAUAUUCCAAGUCUUUUGUUCUUUUCUACAUACACAUUACUUGUUUUGUUCUGGGCAGAGAUAUAUUAUCAGGCAAGAAGCUUUUCUACAGAUAUGCUCCGGCCUGCCUAUGCAAUAGUCAAUGGUAUUGUCUAUUUUAUACAGGUUUGCAUUUGGAUAUACAUAGGGAUAGACGAUAACAGCAUUUCUGAGGCAAUUGGAAAACUGUUCUUUGCAGCUGUGUCAUUGUUUGCUGCAAUUGGUUUCUUAAUUUAUGGAGGAAGGCUCUUUUUUAUGCUAAGGCGUUUUCCACUUGAAUCAAGAGGACGUAGAAAGAAGCUGCAUGAGGUUGGUUUCGUGACAGCUAUAUGCUUCACUUGCUUUCUUAUAAGGUGCAUUGUGGUUGCACUUUCCGCUUUUGAUAAGAAAGCAGAUCUUGAUGUUUUGGAUCACCCAAUUCUUAAUCUCAUUUACUAUAUGUUGGUAGAGAUUCUUCCAUCAGCACUGGUCCUUUUCAUCCUCCGCAAGUUACCCCCAAAACGAAUUUCAGAGCAAUAUCAUCCGAUCCGCUGAGCAUUGCUCUUUAUAGUCCCUUGUAAGCUGCCCUCUAAACGAAUGCCAGAGCAGUAUUAUCAAAUUUGUUGAAGACAUUUGUCCGUCAAACCACCUUGCCUCUGAAUUGUACAGAUUUGCUGAGGGGAUUAAAUUGCUGGAGUGCAAUAUCUGUCUCAAUUGUUUCUCAUUGUUUAAUUUGUAAACCGGUGACAAAUAGGAAGAGAUGGUACCUGACACCUAGCGAGAAGUGGUGGGUAAAUUUAUUUUUAAAGAUAUCUUGUGUAACUUUUUUGAGCACAUUGAUGGGUAUAAGAUGUUUGGUGAAAUCUUCAUUAUGCAUUUUUGGGGCUUUGUGCCCACGGCAUUCCUUUCUUUUUUGGAUGUUGUAAUACAUUUGUGGAUUAUAUUCUAAAGGAUGUGUUAUUCCUUUGUGGAUUAUUUUUGAAA
This is a messenger RNA of Cryptomeria japonica (Japanese cedar), 1677 nucleotides long. Its product is annotated as tobamovirus multiplication protein 1. The transcript is spliced from 11 exons. NCBI's taxonomy places the organism in Eukaryota, Viridiplantae, Streptophyta, Pinopsida, Cupressales, Cupressaceae. The record is from RefSeq and is a predicted model, not a curated record. Gene Ontology annotation, cellular component: plant-type vacuole membrane. Bases 364 to 1248 code for a protein of 294 amino acids.